Messenger RNA from Lethenteron reissneri (Far Eastern brook lamprey), 678 nucleotides. RefSeq lists its product as uncharacterized. The record is from RefSeq and is a predicted model, not a curated record. NCBI's taxonomy places the organism in Eukaryota, Metazoa, Chordata, Hyperoartia, Petromyzontiformes, Petromyzontidae.
AUGAUUUUACUGGAACCGGAGGGACGCCAAGUGAAGCUGUUCAUCGAGCCGGCGCUCCACAUACAGAGUGCGACAGACAACACGACGGACGAAGUACGCCUGACGUGCCGCAGCGGCGGAAAAGUGGCGCCGGAGGAAGGGAUUGAGUGGACGUAUCAGGGACAGAGACAGGCUUCCGAGGGCAGCACCGUGGUGACGAGUCUGCAGCGCCAAGGAUUGUGGAGCUGCACGUACGAAGGGAAGACCACGGGGUUCUGCCUCGUCGAAUCCAGGAUCUCCGAGAUCAAGGAAGCGGAGUGCGAGAGCAAGGAGCUGACCCCGCUGACGCCCCAGGCCACCCAAGCGAGCGACCACCUAUCGCCGCCCAUCAUCGAGAUCGCCCUCGCCGCCGCGGGGUGCAUUCUGGUGGUCGUCGCGGUGCUGGCCGGCGUUUAUUUCUACAGAGAGAGCAAGAAGGCACUCAUCUCACCUUACGUGUCAGAACCUGCCGAUAGCCUGAGACAGUCUCGAAUGACCUGCCAUCCCGACUACAGCUACAACAACGCCACAGGGGACUGUGGCCACUCCGUGGAGAUGCCCUACGUCCCGAUGACCAAACAACGGACAAGUCAGAUAGACGGGGAAACGGAGGAGCAUUACGACUACGAGAACGUGAGCGACACCUUGAGCGUGGCUUAG